AUGGCAGAAAGCUGCGGGCAGGAGCAGACAAGGUGGAUAACGACGGUCAUUAUGAGCACAGCUCUGCAGGAUCAUGAAAUUUCUACAGUUCUGCAGAGGCAACAACACCGAGUUCGAUAUUCAGAAUCAGUGGAAACUGGAUCUGUGAUUUUUCCUCUUUCUGGCAUUGCAUUUAUACUGGCAGACACUCAAGACUUGCUCAGGACAGGGGAAGAAGAGUUUUCCAAAAGAAUUCAGAAGUUCAUAAACAUCCAUCGGAACAGCUUUUUGGUUUUGUCAGCUGCUCUUCAUGGACCAGAAGAAUGGCGUAUCAUGUUCAGCAUUCAGAGAAGAUUCCUGGGCAGCAAUUUACGUGUAAUACCAGUUCAUAAUCCUGCUGAAACUGUUAAAUUAAUGCUAACUAUGGCUAAGGCAACUUCCAAGCCACAAGCAGAUGAUACUCGUUGCAAAAUAGAAAUGACAAAAGCCCAAAUAAUAGAAAAAAGUCCAGUUUGGAAGAUGCUUCAGGAGUACCAAUCGCACCAUAAUUAACUUACUAUUUGGUU
This is a messenger RNA of Onychostruthus taczanowskii (white-rumped snowfinch), 545 nucleotides long. RefSeq names its product chromosome unknown C1orf146 homolog (gene CUNH1orf146). Gene Ontology annotation, biological process: synaptonemal complex assembly; reciprocal meiotic recombination. The record is from RefSeq and is a predicted model, not a curated record. NCBI's taxonomy places the organism in Eukaryota, Metazoa, Chordata, Aves, Passeriformes, Passeridae. The transcript has 5 exons. The coding region runs from base 1 to 531 and encodes 176 amino acids. Gene Ontology annotation, cellular component: chromosome.